Molecule: messenger RNA, 1557 nt
Organism: Rotaria socialis
Lineage: Eukaryota; Metazoa; Rotifera; Eurotatoria; Philodinida; Philodinidae
Source: the annotation of a GenBank genome assembly
AUGUUUGUCACAAUCGUGUUGUUGCUAAUUUGCAUAUGUGCUCUAGCUGCCUAUCUAUUGACAUUAAAAUCCCGUCACGAUUAUUUCGUGCGUCGCAACAUUCCUGGUCCACGGCCGAAGUUUUUUUUCGGUCACUAUCUUACACUGUGGAAUACACCAUCGUAUUCUCGUACAAUUCAAGGAUGGAAUCGUCAGUAUGGUCCAAUCUAUGGUCUUUUCGAAGGAACACGCCCGAUGUAUGUCGUAUCAGAUGUUGAGUUUUUGCAAGAAGUGUUCAUCAAGCAGUUUUCAUCGUUUCAUUCACGUCGUAACCACUUUUUGCAAUCCAUCCUACAAAAGAAAGGAUCAAAUUUAUUUUCUGCAAAAGCCAAUCAGUGGCGCCGCCAACGACACGUUAUAAAUCCAACCUUUACAACAUUAAAAUUGAAAACAAUGACUCCUCUGAUGAAUAAAUGUAUUGAAUCGAUGAUGUCAAAAUUAAACGAGACUAACUGCAAAGAAUUCAAUAUAUACGUCAUGUAUAAACGACUGACAAUGGAUGUCAUAUGGCAUUGCGCAUUCGGCAUUGAUACUGACAUGCAAAAUGACAUAAACAAUAUCUAUAUGCAAAAAUCGAUGGCCUGCUUUGCAACUGAUGCCGAAAAAGUAUUCAUAGUGAAAUUGUCCAAUGUGAUGCCGUUUCUUAUUCCUCUAUUAACUCGAGUUAUCAACAUUCGUAUUAGCGUCGUCAAUCAAUUGCGUACAUUAUUGCCAAAACUGAUGCAUGAUGUAGAUGAUAUUCCAGCUUUGUGGAUUAUUAAGCAAGUGGAAAAUGUUGUCAAAGAGCGAUUAACAUCUGGGAAAAGACAUGUGGAUUUACUUCAGUUGAUGUUAGAUGCAGCAACAUACGAUGAAAUCAAGGAACAUGAUACAGAUGAACUUACAUCAAAGCAUCUUCACUACACGGAAGUAGUGAUGAAUGUCUUUCUAUUUAUGUUGGCUGGCUUUGAAACGACUUCAACUUUCCUUGCAUAUUCUACCUAUGUUUUGGCGACAAGAUCUGAUAUUCAGAAUAAAUUACAGAUAGAAAUCGAUGAAAAUUGGCAAGAAGAUCAAGAACUUGAUUAUGAGAAAAUAGUAGAUAUGGAAUAUAUGGACUUGUUCAUCCGAGAAGUAUUAAGAAUGUAUAGAUCAUCGGGUCGAGCAAGUACGCGAAUUAGUAAUCAGGCAACAACCAUUUGUGGACAUCAGAUUGACGAAGGUUGCGUAAUCUUAGCAGAUGUUGCUUCUAUUCAUUACAAUGCUGAUUUAUGGGGACCUGACGAUCCGAAUGUUUUCAUUCCCGAACGACACAAGACUAAGCGUCAUCCUCUUGCUUACAUGCCAUUUGGUGUUGGACCUCGUAACUGCGUUGGAAUGAGAUUUGCCUUGAUGGAAUUGAAAAUGUGCUUGACACGUGUGCUACAUAAAUACAAUAUUCUGCCAGGUACAAAACUAGACAUUGGCAUGACUCGGCAAGAGUCAUUCAUAGUAACUCCGGAAGCAAUCAAUAUCAGACUUGAAAAACGAGAACACUAA